Molecule: messenger RNA, 2559 nt
Organism: Apaloderma vittatum (bar-tailed trogon)
Lineage: Eukaryota; Metazoa; Chordata; Aves; Trogoniformes; Trogonidae
Gene: SLC39A10
Product: solute carrier family 39 (zinc transporter), member 10
Exons: 9
Coding region: 1-2559 (852 amino acids)
Biological process (GO): intracellular zinc ion homeostasis; zinc ion import across plasma membrane; positive regulation of B cell receptor signaling pathway
Cellular component (GO): membrane
Molecular function (GO): zinc ion transmembrane transporter activity
Source: RefSeq, a predicted model, not a curated record
AUGAAGGUACACAUGCACACAAAAUUUUGCAUCGUUUGUUUGCUGACAUUUAUCUUUCAUCAAUGCAAUCAUUGCCAUGAAGACGGAGACGACCACGGUCCUAAAGAGGAACCCGCACACUACCAUAACGACUAUCAGAUCUCGAACGCGCCCUACUUCCAGAACGGAGGAACAGAGUCUGUGCCGAGUAAAUUUUCACUGUUGGAAGCUGAAAAUGAGCAAAGAUACUACAUUGAAAAGAUAUUUGAUCGUUACGGUGAAAAUGGAAGAUUAUCUUUCUUCGGCCUGGAAAAACUGUUAAUAAGCCUUGGUUUAGGAGAGGUGAAAGUCGUGAUGAUAAAUCACGAUGAUAUUGGCCACGACCACGUUUCUCACCUCUAUGCUUUGGAAGUACAGGAAGGAAAGCAUUCUCACUCUCGUAACCAUCCUCACAGCCACGCAGAUUCAGAAAACCAAACCACGACUGGUACGGCUGCAAAGAGAAACCAUAAAUGCGACCCCGAGAGAGAUGCAGUGGCGCCCUCGGUAAAGGAGGGUGGCAGACACGCUCAUGACCAGAGUCGCCAUCACCAUCGUCACCACCCUCGUCUGCAUCGUCACGACCAUAAUGGCACGCAUCACUCUCGGAACGAUUCAGCCAGUCACGGCGAGCACGGACAACAGAACCACGAGCCUUCGACAGAGACAAACACCACUCAGGAUCAGCCCGAGAGAAAACAACGGAAGCAGAAGAAGAACCAAAAGAAGAUCAGCGAGACGCGGGAUUCGGCCUCAGACCUCGAUACAGGUCAUCAGUACGAGCACAAUCGUGUCCACAAACACGAUCACGCGCACGACGCGUCUCACUUGCACGUCCACCAUCAUGAGCACAGUAGCGAUCGUUCUGCUGGUCACGGACAUCAAGGUUCCAGUUUAGAUCAUGAGGAUGGGCACCACCACGCCAGCGAGCGGGAGGCUCCUCAUAAACAGAUUAGCGUAACAAAACAUGCUCUCUUUUCAGCGCGGAGUCGUAAGGACCAUAACGAAGAUGAACGCGACCGUGAAGAGUGCUUAAAUGUUACCCAGCUGCUACGGUACUACGGUCUGGAAACCAGCUCUUCAGUAUCUCCUGAACUGUUCAUAUACAUGUGUCCUGCUUUGCUAUACCAGAUCGAGAGGAGGCUUUGCAUUGUGCAUUAUGAUGAGCUUGAAGAUUUUAUGAAAAGUAAAAAUGCAUCAAUCGAGAAUAAAGAUAAAACAGGUGCAUCAGCCUGGUUUUGUGGUAUCAUCUCUAUCACCGUCAUUAGCCUGCUUUCCUUGCUAGGUGUGAUCUUGAUUCCCAUCAUUAACCAAUGGUGCUUCAAAUUUCUUCUAACUUUCUUGGUAGCUCUGGCUGUAGGAACAAUGAGUGGAGAUGCACUGCUCCAUCUGUUGCCACACUCUCAUGGAGGCCACGACCACAGCCACCACCAUGGCCAAGGUCAUGUUCACGAACACAAGCGUUCUCAUCGACAUGCCCACGCACACGCAGUACGGACUGAAGGCUUUCUGGAAGAAAAUGACCCGGUGCUGAAAGGUCUCGUGGCACUCGGAGGCAUUUAUGUUCUCUUCAUCAUUGAACACUGUAUAAGAAUGUACAAGCACUACAAUAAACAAAAGAGUAAGCAGAAAUGGUGUAAGAAGAAACAGAGCGAAGAGUCACCGAUCGGCAGGAAACUUUCCGAUCACAAACUAAACAACAGACCAGAUGCCGACUGGCUGCAGCUCAAACCCCUUGCAGGCGCAGACGACUCGGUUCUAUCUGAAGAUCGACUCAAUGAAACGGAACUAACUGAUCUAGACGGGCAGCUGGAAUCCCCUCCCAAAACCUUCCUGUCUGUAGAGGAGGACAACAAUAUGCACCGUUCUCACAACGAUGUCUCCCGUGCUGCUCAAGAGCCCGAUCUUCACAAUUCCGAGUACGACAGCCACGGCGAGGAUAAAAUGAUAGCGAGAAAGCACAGCCACCACUGGCAUCACAAACAUUCCCAUCAUUCCCAUGGCCACUGUCAUUCUGGAAAAGACCUGAAAGAUACUGGCAUAGCUAAUAUUGCUUGGAUGGUAAUUAUGGGAGAUGGCAUUCACAACUUUAGUGAUGGCUUAGCAAUCGGAGCAGCUUUUAGUGCUGGACUGACAGGAGGAAUUAGUACAUCUAUAGCAGUAUUUUGUCAUGAGCUUCCCCAUGAAUUAGGUGACUUUGCCGUGCUGCUUAAGGCAGGGAUGACAGUAAAGCAAGCGAUCGUGUACAACCUCCUGUCUGCCAUGAUGGCUUACAUCGGGAUGCUCAUCGGCACGGCGGUGGGGCAGUACGCCAACAACAUCACCCUCUGGAUCUUCGCCAUCACUGCAGGCAUGUUCCUCUACGUGGCGCUGGUCGACAUGCUUCCAGAAAUGCUUCACGGAGACGGAGAUAACGAAGAGCACGGCUAUUGUCCCGUGGGGCAGUUCAUUCUUCAGAACCUAGGCCUGCUUCUUGGAUUUGCUAUCAUGCUGGUGAUUGCCCUCUAUGAAGAUAAAAUUGUGCUUGACAUCCAGUUUUGA